AUGAACAGAAUAUUCGGAUAUGGAAAUAAAAAAAGCCACGAUCAACUCUUGCAAGAGUCCAACCAAUCCAUGAAUCAGGCGCAGCAAUCGUUGUCAAACAGGAUAUCCCAGCUAGAUACUCAAAUUGCCCAAUUAAACUUCCAACUGCAAAAUAUUCAGAAAACUUUACAAAGAUCAAACAAUAAGCAGCCUUCAUUGAGAAAACAAGCUCUGAAAAUUUUAAAUAAACGUAAACAGUUGGAAAAUAUGAGGGAUUCGUUGGACUCUCAGUCUUGGUCCAUGACACAAGCUCAGUUAACCAACGAUAACUUACAAAACACAAUGAUCACAAUAAACGCGCUAAAGCAAACUAAUAACGCCAUGAAAGCUCAGUACGGCAAGAUAAACAUAGACAAGUUACAGGACAUGCAGGAUGAAAUGUUGGAUCUGAUAGAACAAGGUGAUGAACUGCAAGAAGUUCUGGCAAUGAAUAACAACAGCGGCGAACUUGACGACAUCAGUGAUGCGGAGUUAGAUGCAGAACUGGACGCUCUCGCACAAGAUGAUCUUACGUUGCAAGCGACUGAAAACCCAUUCGGUAAUGAUAUGCCCAAUUAUUUACUAGGCGCUAACGCGCCACCAACUUUCAUUGAUGAAGAGCCAAACCUUGAUACUGCAGACAAAAAUAAAGCUUUAGAAAGCGCCCAGUGA
Molecule: messenger RNA, 690 nt
Organism: Saccharomyces kudriavzevii IFO 1802
Lineage: Eukaryota; Fungi; Ascomycota; Saccharomycetes; Saccharomycetales; Saccharomycetaceae
Gene: VPS60
Product: Vps60p
Exons: 1
Coding region: 1-690 (229 amino acids)
Biological process (GO): late endosome to vacuole transport via multivesicular body sorting pathway; vesicle budding from membrane
Cellular component (GO): multivesicular body
Source: RefSeq, a predicted model, not a curated record